UCUCCCAUCUUGCUUCGAGCCUCAAAAGUACCAUCAUCACGCUUAGGUCGUUUGUUUCAUUAUGGCUCAUUGGCAGCGUCGCUUUCCCUUGGAGCAGCCUCAGAAUCCUUACGUCGUUCAACUGGCGGCUCGUCCGAAGGAAGCGUUUUCAUGUCCGAUGCCAACAUUCGACGGUUGGUAGCUAGUCUCAGUCGGAUGAGAGGGGCCGCUUUGAAACUCGGACAGUUCAUGUCUAUCCAAGAUAAUCAUCUUCUACCACCGGAGAUCGAAAGGGUUUUGCAACAGGUGCAAGCACAUGCGGAUUAUAUGCCUGAUUGGCAGAUGGAGAAAGUCAUGCGGUCCGAAUUAGGACCCGACUGGAACUCCCUUUUCUCCACAUUCGAUCGCACUCCCGUGGCUUCCGCCUCUAUAGGCCAAGUUCACCGUGCGACACUAGCAUCUACAAACGCCGCCGUAGCUGUCAAAGUUCAAUUCCCCGGAAUAGCCGAAUCAAUCUCUUCUGACCUUGGCAAUCUUUCCAUGCUCCUUCGUUCGUCGUCGUUACUCCCGAAAGGUCUCUAUUUGCAGAAUACCAUAGCUGUCAUGAGAGGUGAAUUGGCGGACGAGUGUAAUUACAUUCUGGAAGCUGAGGCAUGUCGAAAGUUUGGGAACAUGUUGGCUGGGGAUGAGUUUUUCGACGUGCCGAGUGUAGUGGAUGAGGCCUCGACGGGAAAGGUUUUGACCACUGGGUGGGUCGAGGGAAGACCUCUAAGUAAGAUGAAGGGUUUAUCUCAGGAAGAUAGAGAUAAGAUCGGUACCAAUAUACUCCGCCUGUGUUUGCAAGAGCUAUUUCAAUUCAGAUUCAUGCAAACGGAUCCUAAUUGGGCGAAUUUCUUAUAUAACCCCCAAUCCGGUCGCCUGGGUCUGGUCGACUUUGGUGCGUCAAGGGAGUACACCAAGAAAUUUAUGGACGGUUGGUACAGACUCCUAAAUGCUGCAUUAUCGGAAGACAGACAAGCUAUGAAGGAUGAGAGUCUGACAUUGGGUUAUUUGACGGGGGAGGAGAAUGAUGUCAUGUUGGACGCACACCUUCAGUCCAUGUCACUUAUAGCCAGUCCAUUCCGACAUGAAGGAAAUUACGCAUUUGCCAAUCAAACAAUCACCGAUGGUGUCAGACAACUUAUUCCUAUAAUGUUAAAACAUCGACUGACCCCUCCACCACAAGAAACAUACAGUUUGAAUCGGAAACUCAGCGGUGCGUUUUUGAUGUGUGCAAAGUUGGGUGCGAAUGUGGAUUGUCAAAAACUAUGGGAGGAUCAUGUAGGAGGAUACAAGCAGGGA
This is a messenger RNA of Tremella mesenterica DSM 1558, 1320 nucleotides long. RefSeq lists its product as uncharacterized. Gene Ontology annotation, biological process: ubiquinone biosynthetic process. Gene Ontology annotation, cellular component: extrinsic component of mitochondrial inner membrane. NCBI's taxonomy places the organism in Eukaryota, Fungi, Basidiomycota, Tremellomycetes, Tremellales, Tremellaceae. The record is from RefSeq and is a predicted model, not a curated record. The transcript is spliced from 7 exons. The annotation marks the transcript as partial. Gene Ontology annotation, molecular function: kinase activity.